Molecule: messenger RNA, 1029 nt
Organism: Trichoderma asperellum CBS 433.97
Lineage: Eukaryota; Fungi; Ascomycota; Sordariomycetes; Hypocreales; Hypocreaceae
Source: RefSeq, a predicted model, not a curated record
CAUAGAACGAACAAAGCGGCCUCUAGUAAGGCAGCCAGUCAUAAUCCCACAAUCCCCAGUCCCCGUCACAUCACCCAGCCCACGCCCUGGCCUGAUACAAUAACUCGACCCCCGUAGCCGCAUCGUGAAACGUCUCAGGAGGCCCUGGCCGUCCCCCCCGUCUGGUUUCGAAAGCGUCACUUCCCCCAAAUUCCUUCUCAGCUACGGCCGUUUUUAUUCUUCUUCUGUUUUUUUUUACUCAUUUCCCUUUUCCUUUUUGUUUAUACCGCUCGUAAUAAGUCAUCCGUUUGUGUUUUGCUUUUCCUUUCUUGCUCCAAAAUCAUAAUUAGAGGUUUCCAACGUGACUGGCUCACACUGGACCCAUCUUCGUUCUCUGCCAAUUACUACCACCUUUAAUCCAAACACCAACUUAAUCCUGCUGUUCAUCUUCUCAUAAAAACACAUAAAAAUGGGCCAAUUCGACUGGUUCAAGAAAAUCGGCGCAACCGACGAGGCCGUCGCCGUCCUCAACGACCAGCCCUACCUCUUCACCGUCCUCCUCGUCGUCAUUGUCACCCUCCUGGUGCAGGGCGGCGUGCUCUACCUCAUCCACUGGGCCACCUUCAAGGAUUCCCAGAGAAAACAACCCAAGAAGGGAGGCAAAUCCGGCGGCGGCGGCCUAAUCGGCAAACUCACGGGGGGCGGAAACAGCGACAACGGCCGCCGCGCCGCUGGUGGCAGCUAGACGCCAGAAUAGGGACAGCAAAGGACGAAACAAAUUCAUAUUUCACCAGUCUUACGCCACCAUAUUACAUCAGUUGAUCUGGUCUAUCUGUCGUGUGACUACCGAUUUUUAAAAAAGAGAUACCAAGCAGGUUGCGUUGAAGUGGAUGACCGCAAUUAAAUAAGGGACAUGCCUGUUAGAGUCCUGAGAAGAGAAGAGGAGCAAGGAGGACGCUUUCAUCAUUCAAGUUGAUAUUAUAUCCGGAGCGUUAUAGCAAAGCACUAGUUUACUCAUAUGACUUAUAAAAACUAACAUCUUCACCAUCA